AUGUGUCAUGCAACGCGCAGCAGGAUCCACACUCUUACCCCAUCCCUGCACAGCCUGUCUACACCUUCCCCUCCUUCCAUCCCCUCUCCUUUCCCCCGGAUUCUCACACCCUCACCUCCUCCCCCACUUCCCCCAUCUCCCACCCUGCUCGCUGCUGCGCCCAGGCUCAUCUGCACCAAGGUGUCGCCAGUGGAUGUGGCGCGCAAUGCAGUCAAGGGGUGUCGCCAGUGGAUGUGGCGCGCAAUGCAGUGGAGGGAGGAUGCGCGCUCUCAUCCAUUUCCUCCCCGCUCCCCCCCACUGGCCACUUUCAGCCUCAUCUGCACCAAGGUAUCGCCAGUGGAUGUGGCGCGCAAUGCAGUGGAUGAUGCGCGGUCGGCAUGCAUGCGCACGUAUGGCUCGGCGCCUGAGGUGGAAAUUUACGGGGACCCCGACUUCACAUUCGCGAGCGACAUCCCCUCAAUCCCCCCCCUUCCCCCCCUCCAUCCCAUCUCCUCCCGUCUCACCCAUCUGCACCCUUUUGCACCACACUGCACGGCAGUUAUGUGCCAGUUCAUCUGCACCAGAUGGUAUUCGAGCUCUGCUAGAAGUCCCUGCAUGCCGUGCAGGAGCGACAUCCCCUCAAUCCCUCCCAUCCCGUCUUCUCCCUUCUCAACCAUCUGCAACCCAUUGCACCGCAGCUACGUGCCAACGCAUCUGCACCAGAUGGUGUUCGAGCUGUGCAAGAACUCUCUACGCGCCGUGCAGGAGCGAUUCGCUGAUGCUGACACCGACCCGCCGCCCAUCCGUGUGGUGGUGGCGGAUGGGAUCGAGGAUGUGACUAUAAAGUCCACAUCUCGACAUGCCUGCCUGCUGCCUCCCUCUCACCAGCACGCCCUUUUCCCCCUGUGCUGCGCCCCCUCCUCGUUUCCCCGAUGCUGUGCUGCGUCCCUCUACCUGCAGAUAUCAGAUGAAGGAGGGGGCAUCCCGCACAGUGGCCCACCGCACAUCAGGACAUACCUCUACAGCACGGCGCGCUUGCCUGCUGCCACCUCUCACUCACCACCAUGCCAUCUCCCCCCAUGCGAUGUGUGUCCUCCCCACCCCACCCACCCCUUUCAGAUAUCAGACGAGGGGGGUGGUAUCCCGCGCAGUGGUCUACCGCGCAUCUGGACGUAUCUCUACAGCACAGCCCGCUCACCUGCUGCUGCUGGCGCUCUGCAGGACACUCCCUCCAUCAUGUGCGUGCCGGUGGUGGGGUGGUUGGGGGGAGGGAGUGGGGAAAUGUUGAUGUGUGGAGGGCUGUGUACUAUCGCGGUCCCCUCCGCGGAAUCCCCUUCCACGAGCGACGAUCCGCUUGGCGCGGAGCGGCAGUACCGCGGAGUGCGGCAGCGGCGGUGGGGGCGGUGGGUGUCGGAGAUCCGCGAGCCGCGGCGGGGUUUGCGCAUCUGGCUGGGGUCGCACAGCAGCGCGGAGCAGGCGGCGCGAGUGUACGACGUCGCCGUGCGACUGCUGCGAGGCGACGGCGCGAUCCUGAACUUCCCUGACGACCAGCGAGAGGUGCUCCUGCCUCCCGCCAUCGCGGAGACUCUCAUCCACGCCUGCGCGGCCCUCUCCUCCAAGGACUCGCUGCCUGACGCUGACAGCACGGCACCCCUCCGCCCUCUCCUCUCCUCCGCCCACACACGCGUGGCCCCCUCCUCCAGUGACUCGCUGCCACGUGGUGCCACUGCUGAGCCCUGCGCUGCUCUCGCUGCCCCUGGCUCGCUGGCGGAGGAGGGAGUGAGCCUUACUGCUGCUGCUGCUUUAAUGGGCACUGGGACGGGCGACAGUGCGGGUAGUGGUGGUGAGGAUGAGCAGAGAGGGGAGGUGGAGGGGGAAUCGGUAGAGGAGAUGGUGGAGGAACAACAGGAGAAGCUGCAACAGCAGGAGCAGGAGGUGUGGGGGGAUGAGUUGGAAACGCUACUGGCAUGCGAGCAACAGAUUAGGCAGCAGGUGGCACAGGAGCAGGCGGAGGGGGAACAGGUGGAGGAAGAGCAGGCGGGGGAAGAGCAGGCAGAGGGGGAGCAGGCGGAAGGGGAGCAGGCGGAGGGGGAGCAGGCGGAAGGGGAGCAGGCGGAGGGGGAGCAGGGGGAAGGGGAGCAGGCGGAGGGGGAGCAGGCGAAAGAGGAGCAGGUGGUGGAGGAGCAGGCGGAGGGGGAGCAGCAGGGAGGGGAGCAGGAGUGGCAGGUUGAUUGGUUGCUGGCAUGCGAGCAGCUGCCACUGGACGAGUUCACUGUGUGUGAUUCUGAGCCUGAGGGUGCUCUGCUCGCUCGUGCCCCGCUUGCUGCUCAUACACUGUGUGGCGAUUCGGGCACAACUGUGAGUGAGGCGGUGGUUGGGGUUGGGGAGGAGAGCGGACGAGGAGGGGCAGCGAUGGGAGUGAAAGGGCAUCCAAACAGCAGAGGGAACAGCAGCAGCAUCUACAGCGGCGAGAUGACCCCCACACUAACGGUGCAAGCCAUGGCGCAUCUCAUCUCGCCUCUCCCCCUCCUCCACCUCCCCCUCCCCCCUCUUAACUCCCCUUCCCCCCUGCCCUCCCCCGCCCUCGCCCGCUCCCUCCUGCUGCACUUCAGCACUGCCAUCGCCUGCCGCCGUGCCCCCGCCCCUCCCGCCCCGCUCUCCCUCCCCCUCCACGCACUCCUCUCCCCAUCGUGA
This is a messenger RNA of Closterium sp. NIES-65, 2673 nucleotides long. The record is from the annotation of a GenBank genome assembly. Lineage: Eukaryota; Viridiplantae; Streptophyta; Zygnematophyceae; Desmidiales; Closteriaceae.